Molecule: messenger RNA, 519 nt
Organism: Penaeus monodon (black tiger shrimp)
Lineage: Eukaryota; Metazoa; Arthropoda; Malacostraca; Decapoda; Penaeidae
Product: glycine-rich protein 23-like
Exons: 2
Coding region: 82-519 (145 amino acids)
Source: RefSeq, a predicted model, not a curated record
GGCAUAAAUACGGGAAGACCGCAGGUAGUGGCACACAUCUCAGGCGUUUUCUCCCCUGCGAAGUCUACCGAACAGCCAGUCAUGAUCCUUUGCCGAUCUUUGAUCGUGGUUUUGGCCAUAAUGGCAAUGGUUUACUCGGCGAAGGCUGGUGGAGGCGGAUACGGGAGCCGAGGAGCCGGUGGAGGAGGUGGCUUUGGUAAUGCCGGUGGAUUUAGCGGCGGCGGAGGAGGGUUUGCCGGACACGGUGGAGUUGCAGGAUUUAGCGGAGGUGCUGGAGGACUAGGUGGAGGAGCCCGAGGAUUUAGCGGAGGAAGCGGCGGACGAGGUGGAGGCAGUGUCGUCCGCGCGCGCUUGGUGGGCGUUGGCGUUCUUCCUAGCGUCGGCGGGAGCGUGGGCGGCGGUGGCGGUUUCGGCCAAGGCGGAGACGAGGAUCCUUCGGCGGAGGACGAGGAUGCGAGGACUAUGUGUAUACCACAGGCAAUGUCAUUCGUCACGGAUUCGACUUAUCUGCAACAAUAA